CCCAUAAAACUCUAAUCCAUUUCAGUUCAAAACAUCAAAAUCAAACUCUCUCCCAUUCAAAUUUUCUAUAGAUUAAUACUCCUCUGAUACUAGAAAAGUAGCAAUUCAUGUGUGGUGGUGCGAUUCUCUCCGAUUUAGUACCUCCUAGCCGGACGUCACGCCGGCUUACCGCCGACUUGCUAUGGGGUACCUCCGAUCUGAGUAAGAAGAAGAAAAAUCCUAGCAAUUACCACUCAAAGCCGUUGAGGUCUAAGUUAUUUGACCUUGACGACGAAUUUGAAGCUGACUUUCAGGACUUCAAGGACUACGCCGACGAUGUUGAUGAAGUCAAGGCUUUCGCUUUGCACGGCUCCAAAUCUGUGAAAUCUGAUGAUUCAAGCUGCGAUGCGGACAAAUCCUCCAAGAGAAAGAGAAAGAAUCAAUACCGGGGGAUCAGACAGCGCCCUUGGGGUAAGUGGGCAGCUGAAAUACGUGAUCCAACGAAAGGGAUUCGAGUCUGGCUUGGAACUUUCAAUUCUGCAGAAGAAGCUGCCAGAGCUUAUGAUAAUGAGGCCCGGAGGAUCAGAGGCAAGAAAGCUAAGGUGAACUUUCCCGAUGAAGCUCCAGUGUCUUCUUCAAGACGUGUUGUUAAGCUAAAUCCCCAGGAGGCACUUCACAAAGAGAGCUCGAACAUAGUUCAGGCCAACAGCACUUUUACUAACAACUUGGGCUGUGGUUCUGAUGAUUCGUUGAGCUUUGUCGAAGAGAAGCCAACAGCAAAGCAGUAUGGCUACGAGGACAUGUCUUUUACUGUUGGAGAUAUGGGACUUAGCUCAUUUUCGCCUUCAGCUGGUACAAAUGUUUACUUCAAUUCUGAUGAAGGAAGUAACACUUUUGACUGCUCUGAUUUUGGUUGGGGUGAACCGUGUUCAAGGUCUCCCGAGAUAUCGUCUGUUCUGUCGGCUGUUUUAGAAAGUAAUGGGACUCAAUUUGAUGAAGAUGCCAGCCCAGAGAAAAAACUGAAGUCCUGUUCCAACAACUCAUUGGCAGAUGAUGGCAACACUGUGCACAAGCUAUCUGAAGAGCUUUCGGCUUUUGAAUCCCAGAUGAAGUUCUUGCAGAUCCCAUAUCUUGAGGGAAAUUGGGAUGCAUCAGUUGAUGCAUUGCUCAAUGCAGAUGCAACUCAGGAUGGUGGAAAUGCUAUGGACCUUUGGUCCUUUGAGGAUAUUCCCUCUUUAAUGGGAGGUGUUUACUAAGCCAGCCUGCCCUCCCUUUGCUAAGUUUUGUAAAUAAAGCUUCAUUUGAGUGAAGUUUACAGUUAUGUUGUCUCCAAGCAAGACUUAAGUAUGUGUUGUAUGCAUUAUUUUGAAAGUUUACUCGUUUGAUAUCUCUGUCCUUGUUCUCUUAGGUGUCUGUGUUUAGGAGAUGGGGCAUAGUCAAUCAUAUGCUUUAACCCUCUGAUGCUGUUCUCAAUGUGUUGGCAAUUGAGCGAGCAGUUUAUGUAAUUAGGUAAACUAACCUCUCAAAACUUCAAAUAAAAGAUUUUCAAUUUAGCAUUU
Molecule: messenger RNA, 1538 nt
Organism: Nicotiana tabacum (common tobacco)
Lineage: Eukaryota; Viridiplantae; Streptophyta; Magnoliopsida; Solanales; Solanaceae
Product: ethylene-responsive transcription factor RAP2-12-like
Biological process (GO): regulation of DNA-templated transcription; ethylene-activated signaling pathway
Molecular function (GO): DNA-binding transcription factor activity; DNA binding
Source: RefSeq, a predicted model, not a curated record